AUGGUCGUUCUUCAAAUAGACAUUGCAAGAAGUAUUGUUUCAUAUUCGUUAGCAAAAGCAAGACAAAAUAUGUUGAAAGUGACUUUUCUUCUAGUAAUUGCUAUAUCGAAUCUACCAAGUUCAAGAAGUUGUAGUGCACUCUAUGCACAAUGUGGUGGAAAAGAUUGGAAAGGUUCUUCAGAAUGCUGUACUGGAUCAACAUGUAACUUCCAAAACGACUAUUAUUCGCAAUGUCUUCCAUCAUCUGGAGGAUCUGGUAACACGACACCUAAACCAGCGACACAAGCACCACCAACUGCUGGUCGAAAAAAUGGUGUGACAACUCGCUAUUGGGAUUGUUGCAAAGCAAGCUGCGGUUGGUCAGGUAAAGCAAGUGUUACAAGUCCAGUGAAAACAUGUGCAAGAAAUGGUAUCACACAAGUCGGUGUUAAUGAUGCAUCAGGUUGUCACGGAGGUAACGCUUAUAUGUGCAGCAAUCAACAGCCAUGGAAUGUUAGUGCAAGUCUUUCAUAUGGUUAUGCUGCUGCAUACAUAACUGGCCAAAGCGAAUCUAGUUGGUGUUGUGCUUGUUAUUCCUUGUUAUUUACAUCGGGACCUGUUGCUGGCAAAGAAUUAAUUGUACAAGUAACAAAUACGGGUGGUGAUCUCGGUGAAAAUCACUUCGAUAUCCAAAUGCCUGGUGGUGGAGUUGGUCUUUUUGAUGGAUGCUCAAAUCAAUUUCCUGAAGUUGCCAAAAGUUCAUGGGGACAACAGUAUGGUGGUAUCAGUCAGCGAUCUGAAUGUAACAAUCUACCAGCUUCGUUACGUUCUGGUUGCUUCUGGAGAUUUGAUUGGUUUCAAAAUGCAGACAAUCCAAAAAUGAGCUUCAAAGAAGUCCCAUGUCCAGCUGCUCUGACUGCAAAUACGCAAUGUGUCCGAAAAUAG
Messenger RNA from Rotaria socialis, 924 nucleotides. The record is from the annotation of a GenBank genome assembly. Lineage: Eukaryota; Metazoa; Rotifera; Eurotatoria; Philodinida; Philodinidae.